GAGCGGAGGAUCGGCGCUGAUCUUCGUGAAGACCAAGAGAUCCGCGGCCAGCCUGUACCAGACGCUGGCGAGAGCUGGAGCCCCCAUCGUCUGCCUCCACGGCGACAUGGAGCAGCGCGACAGGGACAACGCCCUGUGGGCCUUCAAGAACGGGAAGGCCAAGGUGCUGGCGGCCACGGACGUCGCCCAGCGGGGGCUCGACAUUAAGAACGUUAGCCACGUCAUCAACUACGACGCCCCGAACAACAUGGAGGACUACGUCCACCGCAUCGGCAGGACCGGGCGGGCGGGCGAGAAGGGCGAUUCCUGGACGCUGCUCUACGACAACGAGUGGCAGGUGGCACAGCAGAUCGAGAAGGUCAUGAAGAAGGCUGGCCAGGCGAUCCCCCAGGAGCUGCAGGAGCUGCUGGCCAGUGGGCGCGGCGGCGGCGGCGGCGGCUGGGGCGGCGGCGGCAGGGGCGGCGGCGGUGGCUACGGCGGGAGCAACCUCUCCGGCGAGUGGGGCGGACGCUACGCAGGACGCUGA
This is a messenger RNA of Prorocentrum cordatum, 526 nucleotides long. The record is from the annotation of a GenBank genome assembly. Lineage: Eukaryota; Dinophyceae; Prorocentrales; Prorocentraceae.